Messenger RNA from Erythranthe guttata (spotted monkey flower), 2703 nucleotides. Its product is annotated as protein tesmin/TSO1-like CXC 2. Gene Ontology annotation, molecular function: DNA-binding transcription factor activity. The record is from RefSeq and is a predicted model, not a curated record. NCBI's taxonomy places the organism in Eukaryota, Viridiplantae, Streptophyta, Magnoliopsida, Lamiales, Phrymaceae.
CUCUCUCUCACACACACACACACUCCCCACUCUUCACUCUAUUUCCCGCUUCUUCUUGAAUUUCAUUUCGCUCACUCACUAAUUUUCGACCCCAUCUCGUUUUUUCUUGGCCCCCCUGUUGUGAGGUUUUUGUGGUGUGCAGCAAAGCUAGAGAGAGAAAGAAGGGGUAGAGAGAGAAAGAAAUGGGUGCGGGGGUCGAGACCUCUUCGAUUGAAGAGGGAGAAGUGAUGGACACGCCGGAGAGGACCAAGAACCACCAGAUCGCGACAUCUGUUACCAAAUUCGAGGACUCGCCCGUAUUUAAUUUUCUCAACAAUCUUUCUCCGAUCAAGCCGGUCAAAUCCGCACACAUCAGCCAAACAAUCAACCCUCUUAGUUUCUCUACAAUUCCGUCCGUUUUCACUUCGCCCCAUGUCACUUCUCUCAAGGAAUCAAGAUUUCUCCGGAGGCAUCAGCUUUCAGAUCCGUCAAAACCCGAGUUUUCUACCGAUAGAAACAAGGCAAUAGUAGACGCGGGUCCAACCAAGAAAUCGGACGAACUGCAGGAAAAUGUCGACACAAGGGAAUCUGACGCUGAUGUGGCGGCUUGUCAUUCGUCGUACGAUUGCUCAAAGUACAUAGUCGAUUUUGCGGAGGGUUACGAUUUCAGCAGCCCAAAUGCCAGCUGUGGUCUUAAAGACAAACACGUAUCGGUUCCGUUUGUGCAAAAUAAUAAUAUGGAGGGGGUAAGCCAGAGCCAGGUCAUCGAUCGAAAUCAAGAAUCGAAAACUUGCGAUUGGGAUAGUUUGAUUUCUGACGCCACCGAUUUAUUGAUUUUCGAAUCGCCGAACGAUGCAGAUACUUACAAGAAAUCGAUGAUUGAUAAUGGGAUGAGUUUCUACACUAGCAUGGAUAGUGACAUGCAGAAUAUGCAGUCUCUUUGCGCGGAAGGGUCCGGGGAGCAAUUUUUGGAGGGAAACGAAACAGAGAACUUGUCGACUCAGCCUGGUGAAGGAAUCGAGAUUAUUGAGAACAACUCGGAGACUCAUGAAAUAGUCGGUGGUUCUUCGAUGGAGGACAAUUCUGAUGAAAAGAUGGAUUACGAGCAUCUUUCCGGUAUGUACCGUGGUAUGAGAAGACGAUGUCUGGUUUUUGAAAUGUCCGGGUCCCGCAGAAAGCACUUGACUCAAAAUGUGGGCCCCGAUUCUUCGUCUUCUUCUUCUUCUGUCUUGAUGCAAUCCGAUGGCAAUAUGGAAUCUUCAUCCAACGGUCAGAAAUUAGCCCCGAUUAAGACAGCAAAUAUCGAAUCUACUACACGUUGCGUGUUACCUGGUAUCGGCUUGCAUUUAAAUGCUCUUGCAUCGACUACCAAAGACUAUAAAAUUGUCGGCCACGAUUCUUCUUCGGCUUCCGGAAGGUUACUGAUUGGACCUAGCUCAUCGGUCAAUUUCAGCCCGUUGACUAUCGAACAAGAUCCGUUGACCAGUGUUUUGCCGGUGACCCCGUCGGAGAGAGAAGUUGUUGGGACUGAAGUUACGGUUUUGCCCCCGGAAGAUGCUUGCGAGGCAUCUGGAUUGAUCGGGAAUGAAGAGAUUGGCCAUAGUAGUCCGAAGAAGAAACGACGUAGGGUAGAACAAGCUGGGGAGGCUGAAGCUUGUAAGCGAUGUAACUGCAAGAAAUCGAAAUGCCUGAAACUUUAUUGUGAAUGCUUUGCUGCUGGUGUGUAUUGCGUGGAGCCAUGUGCGUGUAUAGAUUGCUUCAACAAACCCAUCCACGAAGACACUGUUCUUGCGACUCGUAAACAGAUCGAAUCUCGAAACCCUCUUGCCUUUGCCCCCAAAGUGAUCAAGGGUCCAGAUUCGCUUAUAGAAACUGGGGAUGAUUCCAGCAAGACUCCUGCUUCUGCUCGGCAUAAACGAGGAUGCAACUGCAAGAAAUCUGGUUGUCUGAAGAAAUAUUGCGAAUGCUAUCAGGGUGGUGUUGGGUGCUCAAUUAAUUGCAGAUGUGAAGGGUGCAAGAACGCGUUUGGUCGAAAGGAUGGAUCUGGUGUAAUGUGCAUGGAAACUGAAGUCGAAGACGAUGAAACAGAAACAGCCGAGAAGAAUAUUCCCGACAGAAGCUUCCGGAAGAUCGUAAUCGAAAAUGACCUGGAACACAACUCCGAUUCUUAUGUACUACCCGCGACACCUUUACAGUCUGUAAGGCAAUCGGUGCAACUUCCAUUUUCCUCAAAGAAUAAACCGCCAAGAUCGUCUUUUUUAACCAUAGGUGGCGGUUCGUCUUCGAGUUUUAACGGAAGGCAAGGGUUUGUUAGACCGAGCUUUGCUCUACCACCGCCUAAAUUCGAUGAAAAUAAAAAUCUCGAAACGGUUAUUGAAGAUAAUGAAAUGCCGGAUUUUCUCUCGUCUCCUAUUGGAGGAAUAAAAUCCUCGUCACCCAAUGGGAAGAGGGUUUCACCGCCACACGGCGGUGGUGCAGGUGCGUCGUUGUCCCCUGGUCUGAGGAGCAGCAGAAAAUUGAUUCUUCAGUCUAUACCGUCGUUUCCUUCUCUCUCCUCUAACCAGUGAUAUUCGAUCUCUCCUCUCUUUCGGAUGAGCUUUUUUUUUUUUUUUUUUUAAUUUAAAUUUAAUUUAUGCUUGUAUAAUAGUGUUGUUGGUGUUUACUACAUAAUAAAACUUCUAGUUUUCUUUAAGUGUUAUAUACAUAAUAUUCGAUGUUCAAGAA